AAACAGCGGUAAAACAUUUAAAAUUCUAACGGCUGCGAUCGCCCUGAGAUCAGUGCAUCGCUGGAAGACCCGUGAGUCGGUGUCGGACCUGGUAAAUGAACAAAGAGAAUAUAAUGUCCCGUUUACCGGUCAUGUCCGGAAAACGGCCUCACUCCAGUAUCGCGGAUGGAGAGCAUCAGCAGCCUACACUGAAAUUACGUAAGGUUGAGGGAGGGACUUCUCAAAAACUCCGACCUGCUGCCAGUGUGGCGCCCCCCAGACGUCCUGUGCCAGCCAAAGCAGCCACCAAGCCUCUUCGUCCAACUGGAGCGGUGACUCUGGCAGCAGCCCCCUCAAGAGGUAACAUGAAAAAGUCAUCUGCAGCUGCAGCAGUUGCUAAAGGUGUUGGCACAUCAAGAAGACCAGGAUGGGACUUGAAGGGGAAAGUCAGCGACAUGGAGAACAAAAUCCAGAACUACCAGAGCCGAAUUAAGUCUGUUAACCAGGAAAAUGAGAGCCUCAAAGAUUGCUUUGCAAAAGUGCAAAAAAACGAGGCUGAGAUUCAAGUGGAAAACAGAAGAUUAAAGCAACGUCUAAGGGAGCUUGAGGAGGAGCUGGCUAAGCUAGCAACAGUGAAAUUUGACCUGGAGAAAACUUCUGAAGAGAGAGAUGGCCUGCAGAAAGACCUGAAGAAGCUAUCAGAUGAACACAACGUUUUACAGAGUCUCAGACAUGACCUAGAAACAGAGCUCCACAAUAUGCAGAGCCAACUCUCGGUUCAGACCUCUGCUCUAGGCCGCUGUCAGGACAGUUUGCGGGAGAGUCAGGAGGCUGUAAAAAGCUUGGAGCAGAUAGUGGCACGGCAACAGGAUGACCUCCACUAUGGAGAAAUGGAACGCAGGAAACUCCACAACACCAUCCAGGAGUUGAAGGGUAACAUCAGAGUAUUCUGCAGGGUCCGCCCUCUGCUUCUCAACAAGGAAGUGAGCAUUCCACACAUUCAGCUGCCUGCUCAUGAUGACAAGUCGCUAACGCUUGCAAAAAUGGAAGAGUCCCACGUAGGACGCGCCACUGACAUGCAGAAAAGCUACAAUUUCAACUUUGACCGGGUGUUUGGGCCACGCAGCUCCCAGAGCGAGGUGUUUGAGGAGAUAUCCCUUUUGGUGCAGUCAGCUCUAGAUGGCUACAAUGUCUGUUGCUUUGCAUACGGACAGACAGGCAGUGGCAAGACUUUUACAAUGGAAGGAGAGGACAUGGAUGAACUGCGAGGAGUCAUCCCUCGAGCUGUCCAGCAGAUUUUCAAGUGUGCCAAGUUGCUUGGCGAGCAAGGCUGGCAGUACACUUUUACAGCCAGCUUUGUUGAAAUUUACAAUGAAACCUUGCGGGAUCUACUCUACACGGGCAAACCCAACAAGAGGCCAGAACAUGAGAUUAGGAAGACUUCAAACAAUGAAGUAACAGUCACCAAUCUGACCUACCAAAGAGUCAACACAGAGGAUGAGGUUUGCAACUUGAUCAUUUUGGCAAACCAGAAUAGGUCCACUGCCCGGACAAACAUGAAUGACCAUUCCUCCCGCUCCCAUUCCAUUUUCCAGUUGGACAUUGAGGGAGCAAACGUUGGCCGAGGCACCAAGUGCAAGUCCUCCCUGUGUCUGGUGGACUUGGCUGGCAGUGAGAGGGUCCAGAAGAGCCAGUCUCAAGGAGAACGAUUUAAGGAGAUGACCGCCAUAAAUUCUUCUCUCACCAAUUUGGGCAUUGUGAUCACUGCUCUGGCCAACAAGGAGAGUUUUGUGCCAUAUCGCAACUCUAAGCUUACCUACCUUCUUCAGGGAUGUCUUGGCGGAAAUAGCAAGACUUUGAUGUUUGUAAACAUUUCACCGGAAGAAGACAGCUUCAAUGAAUCACUCAAUUCACUUCGCUUUGCCAGCAAGGUGAAUGACUGUGUUAUUGGGACAGCCACUGCCAAUCGGAAGUAGCCCCAUCUUCAAUUCCCCUUAAUGAUCUUCUGCGAGCUUUUUUACUUUCAUUAUUUCCAAUGUUCGUUUUGUAGAUUGUCUUGGAAUUUUAAAUACUUCAUAUUAAGAACAUCCAAUAUUUUAAUCCAUUUAUCACUGCAUUUUAAUCAGUAUUUUUAAAGCAUAAUAAAGUUGUGUAGUUGAA
Messenger RNA from Pygocentrus nattereri (red-bellied piranha), 2139 nucleotides. It is a transcript of the gene kifc1, whose product is annotated as kinesin family member C1. The coding region runs from base 96 to 1955 and encodes 619 amino acids. The transcript has 17 exons. Gene Ontology annotation, biological process: microtubule-based movement. Lineage: Eukaryota; Metazoa; Chordata; Actinopteri; Characiformes; Serrasalmidae. The record is from RefSeq and is a predicted model, not a curated record. Gene Ontology annotation, molecular function: microtubule binding; microtubule motor activity; ATP binding.